Molecule: messenger RNA, 1210 nt
Organism: Pseudogymnoascus destructans
Lineage: Eukaryota; Fungi; Ascomycota; Leotiomycetes; Thelebolales; Thelebolaceae
Exons: 1
Coding region: 269-796 (175 amino acids)
Source: RefSeq, a predicted model, not a curated record
CUCCCGUCUGCCUAUGCUACGUAUGCUGGGACGGGAUGGCGGGAGCUGGCGUUUUAUGGGAGUGUGCUUUUGGAGUUCGUUUUGGGGGGGAAUAUACGGGGGUCAACGGGAGGCAUACAUGCUAUGUCAUUGCGUGGAGUAGGGGGGUUCGAUGCCCGUACAUCGCCAGAAAUGAAGAUUCGUAUAUCAAGCAACUACCUGUCGUCCACAUCGUGUUUUGUCUCUUCCCUCCUCUAACAACCAAACAAACAAGUAAAUAGAACCCAAUAUGCGACCAUUCCUCCCUAAACAGCCGGUCGCCAUGGCCUCGACCAACCAACCCACGACCAUACCUGCAGCCAGCAACGUGCCCAAGCUCCCGCUGCGACCGCCACCACAUCGCCAUCUCGUUUGCCCUCAGCGCGCAGCAUCGUGCAUACACACAACACAACCACCCAUCUACUUACUCGUCCUUACACAUCGCGGAUACAGCUCAUGGGCCGAGCCCCAUAGUUGGUUACCAGAGGCGGUUGCCCCCUGGGUUAUAACAAUUGCCAUAGUGUCGACCGCUGUGGACCACGCCUGUGGCUUUACGGUCUUUAUCACAGGCGACAGUAACGGCAGGGUUGUUCCAUCCCAUAUCACAGUAACCACUCUUGUGGCUGCUGGCAAGGGUUCCACAGUCGGUAGCAAAGAUUGUAGGCUGGAUCCAGAGAACUCCCGCCCCUUGAGGGGUUUGAUCAUUGACCAUAUAGGUGUAGCCAACACCGACUUCGUUGGCCUUGCAUACUUGGUAAGCCGUGCUGAAUGUUGGUAAGGCGAAGAGAAGCUAGAGCAUAGCCAGCGGGGUGGUAGUUGUGAACCGCAUGAUGAUAACAGUGUGGUUCGUUUUGGUUGUAAGAUGAGGCUCUGGAGAGGCGUGCUAUAACAAAAGGAUAUAAAACGCAGCAUUUACUAUCUUAUAUAGACAUACUUGAUGCUCCUGAAGGGAUAUUUGCUGAAGAAUUAUCCAAACACUUAGCCGGUUAAAAUUACUUUUCUCCAAUAACUAACAAAGCCAAGGCCCCCAUGAGCGAAUGCAGUAUUUAAUAUCUUAAUUAGGCAUACUUGACGCCCUCGAGAGAAUAUUUACUGGAGGAAUAUCUCAACACUUAGGCGGUUGGUAUUACUUCUUUCCACUCUCCAACAAAGCCAAGGCCCUGAUGAGCAACCAUCUGUGCAUACCAAUAGU